AUGGAGAACAGAAUUGAUAAUCUUGAUAGAAUAUCGGCAUUGCCGGAUUUAGUAUUGCACCAUAUUUUGUCAUUCCUGUCGCUGAAACAAGCUGUUCGAACUAGUGUAUUGUCUAAAAGUUGGAAAGAAACAUGGCAUACAUGUCCCAUUUUAGUACUUGAUGAGCACAGUCAUGGUGAUUUUGCAAGGGCAAAAGAGGAGUUGAAGUGUAUAGAACAAACUUUGCUAAACCGUCACAUGGAGAUGAUAAGUUUAAGGAAGCUCAUGAUUAGCUUUUCUUGUUUUUGGAAUGAUCCAGAAUUUGCAGCAUUGGUCGAUCGAUGUGUUUGCUUUGCCAUUGGAAGUAAUGUCAAAGAGCUUAAACUUCAAUUACCAUUUUUCUGGGGACGAUACAAUUUGCCUCAAAUUGUUUUUUGUGCAAAAUCAAUUGAUGUGUUAGAGUUGUAUCACUGUAAUCUGUCCCGUCCAAGAAUUGGUGUGCAGUUGUCUUUGAGAAAAUUGUGUCUGGUGCCCAUUGAUUAUCUGACAAUUGAAUCAUCUAAAGGCUUUAAAAGCCUAGAGCUAUUUAGUCUUAGUGAACUCCAUGAAGUCGAGAUAAGUAACAAUGUUGAACUCAAAAAGGUGGAGAUCAGUGCAUUGAAUGUUCAUUCAGUGACUAUUACUGAUAUGGAAACAUGUGUGAUCAAUAUAGCCUGCUGUAAGAAUCUGAAAUGCUUACUAUUAUCAGAGCUUUCAAUAACGGAUGAUUGGUUAUGUAACGUAAUUUCAGAUUUUUCACUCCUCCAGUUCUUAAGCAUAGCUUAUUGUCGUAAGUUAAGGAGUAUCAAAAUUUCAAGUCCUAGUCUUAAGGAAUUGGUCAUCAAUGGAUCUGAUUUGGUUGAAGUAAAGCUUGAGACUCCUAAUUUAAGUAUAUUCAGAUUUAGGGGUCUUCCAAUAUCCUUUACUUCAAAUGCUAUGGCUUUGUCAGAAACUGAUCUCUACAUCUAUGGUAAUAGGGAUAUUCAGGAUUUAGUUAAGUUUACCGAACUUCUUGCAAACUUUAAUCAAUGUUCUGAAGUGCUGAAUUUGCAUCUUCGCACGGGUGCAGUUGUCAUUGUUCCUAGAGAAUGCAGGCAAAUCUUACAUCCCCUUUUAUGCGGUGUCAAACAUUUGAACCUCCUUAUAGGUGAUGAUCUGUUGGAUCUUACGAUUCCCGAACUAGUGGACAGCUUGCUCUGGCUUUCACCUCAUAUAGAGACUAUAUCGAUGAGUUUUCACUUAGGUGACAGUCAUAAGUACUCUUUUCAGGAACUAUUGUUUCAGUUCUCAUACAAGGAGCAGCUUAUUCACGAAGGAAAGACUCCUAGUUGUUGCCAAUCCCUUCCCAUUUCAUGUUGGCAGAAUUGUCUCGAGGGAGUUAAGAUUGAACAUACUGCGAAAUUUUUUGCUCGGCCUGCUUACAGAGAAAGUUUCUAUUUUCAAGACAAUAUCUGGAAUGAGCUUCAUCAUCUUUAUUUGAAUUUGGGGAAUAAGUUUAGUUAUCUGUUUGAUGGAGAUAAAUANUUAAGUGACCAAGGCUAA
This is a messenger RNA of Pistacia vera, 1560 nucleotides long. Its product is annotated as F-box/FBD/LRR-repeat protein At3g26920-like. Bases 1 to 1560 code for a protein of 519 amino acids. Gene Ontology annotation, molecular function: protein binding. The record is from RefSeq and is a predicted model, not a curated record. NCBI's taxonomy places the organism in Eukaryota, Viridiplantae, Streptophyta, Magnoliopsida, Sapindales, Anacardiaceae. The transcript is spliced from 4 exons.